Messenger RNA from Leptidea sinapis, 3631 nucleotides. It is a transcript of the gene Sec23, whose product is annotated as protein transport protein Sec23A. Gene Ontology annotation, cellular component: COPII vesicle coat; endoplasmic reticulum exit site. The record is from RefSeq and is a predicted model, not a curated record. Gene Ontology annotation, molecular function: GTPase activator activity; zinc ion binding. NCBI's taxonomy places the organism in Eukaryota, Metazoa, Arthropoda, Insecta, Lepidoptera, Pieridae. Gene Ontology annotation, biological process: intracellular protein transport; endoplasmic reticulum to Golgi vesicle-mediated transport; COPII-coated vesicle cargo loading. The transcript has 14 exons. The coding region runs from base 178 to 2499 and encodes 773 amino acids.
AAAUCAGCUAGAGCUAGGGUGUAACAAUAAUUAUUACUACAUCUUUCAUACUGUUUAGUGUCUGAACAAAUACUUAAAUAUUUAUUUAAUUGCUUCUGGAUGAAACUGGAUCAAAAAAUUAUAAAAUUUCUUUAUACUUGAUCUAAACAGUUCACAUGUGGAUCUGAGUAAAUCACCAUGGCUACGUAUGAGGAGUUUAUCCAACAGAACGAGGACCGAGACGGUAUAAGAUUUACUUGGAAUGUGUGGCCUUCAAGUAGAAUCGAGGCAACCAGGCUGGUUGUCCCAUUAGUUUGUUUGUAUCAACCACUAAAAGAACGGCCAGACUUACCACCAAUACAGUAUGAACCGGUACUGUGUACUCGUAAUACGUGUCGAGCUGUGUUGAAUCCCAUGUGCCAGGUUGAUUAUAGAGCUAAAUUAUGGGUCUGUAACUUUUGUUUCCAAAGGAACCCUUUUCCUCCCCAAUAUGCAGCUAUAUCAGAGCAACAUCAACCAGCAGAACUGAUCCCUAACUUCUCAACAAUUGAGUACACGAUAACAAGAGCUCCAAGUAUGCCGCCAAUAUUCCUACUAGUAGUUGAUACAUGUUUAGAUGAAGAAGAAUUGGGAGCUUUAAAAGAUUCAUUGCAGACAUCUCUCAGUUUGAUGCCACAAAAUGCCUUAGUUGGUCUUAUAACAUUUGGACGAAUGGUCCAAAUUCAUGAAUUAGGUACUGAAGGAAUAUAUAAAUGUUAUGUAUUUAAAGGGACUAAAGACUUAUCAGCAAAACAAAUUUCUGAACAAUUAGGAAUUGGCCGUGUUAAUGCCCCUAACCCUCAACAGCGUCCAGGAGCCCCAACACCUCAACCCCCUGCUCACCGGUUCUUGCAACCUGUAAAGCAAUGCGACAUGGCUCUAACAGAUUUACUCAGUGAACUAGGUCGGGAUCCCUGGCCUCUUGGUGUGGGUAAACGACCCUUAAGAAGUAGUGGUGUUGCUUUAUCAUUAGCGGUUGGACUUCUAGAAGUCACAUACCCUAACACUGGGGCUAGGGUAAUGAUGUUCUUAGGUGGUCCAUGCUCACAGGGACCAGGUCAAGUUGUUAAUGAUGAACUUAAGCAACCAAUUCGGUCCCACCAUGAUAUUCAUAAGGACAAUGCUAAGUAUAUGAAGAAAGCCAUUAAACAUUAUGAAGCCUUAGCGUUAAGAGCUGCAACGAAUGGUCAUGCCAUUGAUAUAUAUUCAUGUGCUCUUGAUCAGACGGGUCUGAUGGAAAUGAAGCAGUGCUGUAACUCAACAGGAGGGCACAUGGUAAUGGGUGACUCUUUUAAUUCAUCUCUAUUCAAACAAACUUUCCAAAGAGUUUUUGUGAAGGAUCAGAUAGGAGAUUAUAAGAUGGCUUUCAAUGGUACAUUGGAAGUGAAGUGCAGCCGAGAGAUUAAAAUAUCUGGUGCAAUUGGUUCAUGUGUGUCAUUGAACACAAAGGGACCAUGUGUGUCCGAUCAGGAGGUUGGCAUGGGAAAUACAUGUCAGUGGAAGAUGUGUACUUUCACGCCAAGCACUACUAUGGCUAUUUUCUUUGAGGUGGUCAAUCAGCAUGCUGCUCCAAUACCUCAGGGAGGCCGCGGCUGUGUACAACUGAUAACACACUACCAACAUUCCAGCGGGCAAAGACGCGUUCGAGUCACGACUGUAGCCCGCAAUUGGGCGGACCCAGCGGUGAACCUGCCUCAUAUAGCAGCUGGUUUCGACCAGGAAGCAGCCGCAGUGGUGAUGGCCCGGCUCGUGGUCUACCGCGCGGAUCACGAAGACGGCGCUGACGUGCUCCGCUGGCUCGACAGAAUGCUUAUCAGACUGUGCCAGAAAUUCGGCGAGUACGCCAAGGACGAUCCGAACAGCUUCCGGCUGUCGGAGAACUUCAGCCUGUAUCCGCAGUUCAUGUACCACCUGAGGCGCUCGCAGUUCCUUCAGGUGUUCAACAACUCGCCCGACGAAACCACAUUCUACAGGCACAUGUUGAUGCGAGAGGAUCUAACACAGUCUCUCAUCAUGAUCCAGCCAAUCCUCUACUCGUACAGCUUUGGGGGACCUCCGGAGCCGGUCCUGCUUGACACAGCCUCCAUACAGCCAGAUCGGAUCCUGCUAAUGGACACAUUCUUCCAGAUUCUGAUCUACCACGGAGAGACAAUAGCCCAGUGGCGGGCGCUCCGGUACCAAGACAUGGCGGAGUACGAGAGCUUCGCCCAGCUGCUUCGGGCGCCCGUCGACGACGCCCAGGAGAUCCUGCAGACGCGUUUCCCCGUUCCCAGAUACAUCGACACAGAGCACGGUGGCUCGCAGGCUCGAUUCCUUUUAUCUAAAGUGAAUCCGUCUCAGACUCACAACAACAUGUACGCAUAUGGAGGGGCGAUGCCGAUUCCAUCUGCGGAUGGCGGUGCUCCCGUGCUGACAGAUGACGUAUCGCUCCAAGUGUUCAUGGAACAUCUGAAGAAGCUGGCAGUCUCCUCAACCGCAUAAAUACAUACUAUUUUUCCAAACUAACGGCCCGCUAUGAUGGUCGUUUUAACGUUUUCUCCGCUCAGUUUCGAUAAAAUUACCAAAUACAUUUGAAAGAACAUGCUGUUAUUAAUGAAAAUUAUUUUUAGCCAUCUUAAGAAAAGUCCUUCUUCUUGUCGUAUCCAUCAUGACUGAUGAUCGUGGUUGUAAUCCAGGCGGUUGUCAUAAUCUCCUAAAAUGUUUUGGGAUGGCUAGCCUAUGGGUUUCGGAUGGACCUCGUGAUCAUUUUCUUCAGUAUAUCCAACCACUGAUAACCUCUCCAAAAUAUCGUCGCCCUACCACAUUAUAUUACCGAAAUAGCAUAAGACAGUCGUGUCUUCAUUUUGGAGUCCAAUGUUCGAAUCGUAGUUGGUGCAAACAUUUGUAUGAUGAAUAUUAAUGUUUUUUUCCGAAUCCAGAAUGCAUAUGUAAUAAGUGUGAAAUGUGUCAAUUAUUAUUAUUUUAAAAUGCCCUAAAGCUCCUAAAGUGUAAACUGAGUGGCGCUCCUUGCUGUCCAUACUAUUCUCAGCACCAGAUCAAUUCGCUAUUCUCUUUUGUUUUGGUAGUUCAUGUUCCGCCUCCAUUUUAUAUAAAAAUCGGGAGAGUUAAAAAACAAGUCGUAAUUUCUUUCUGUAGUAACAUAACAUACCCAAUAUCCGGGUAACAUAACCGUUAUCUCCACCAUUCAGUUACGAAUUUUAAUUAAUAUUUUUUAAUAAUACUCUGUUGUCCUCGCUAAAAUUUGACGUAUUUCAAUGAGUAAUGUGAUACUGUAUUUGAAGUUUAAUUUUAUUUGUUAAAUGUGUGUUUGUCAAAGCGGCCAUCAUAGCGUGACCUAGUAGGUAUCUAGAAUUAUUAAUAACCAAUUAUUUAAAUAUAAUAUAAAAAUAUUAAAACGAAUUGAUAAAUAGACAGACAUUUAUUUUAAAUGAGUAUUUAUAUCUUUGUUUUUAAUUAAUACAACAACCCGUGCUCUUUUAAAACUAUUAUUUUUUGUAAAAUAAAUUUGGGAUUUUUGUUUAUAUGUUAGGAUAUAAUGAAUAUUGUUUAGCUAUUUUAUAAUUUGUUCCAUUGAAAUUGUAUAACCUGUAAAUGAUUAAAUAGAGUAUUUCUA